AUGACCUUCAGACACCCAUGUAGGAACAUCAGUUCCAAAAGUCUUUAUCAAUCUCUCGAAAAUAUGUACGGUUCUGGAAACUUUGAUGUCGACGUUGAACAGAACGUCUUCGUCGUCACUGUUUACGAGAGCUAA
Podospora anserina S mat+ is the source of this 135-nucleotide messenger RNA. RefSeq lists its product as uncharacterized. The transcript is spliced from 2 exons. The record is from RefSeq and is a predicted model, not a curated record. Bases 1 to 135 code for a protein of 44 amino acids. Lineage: Eukaryota; Fungi; Ascomycota; Sordariomycetes; Sordariales; Podosporaceae.